GCCCAGCCGCGCCCGCAGCCCGCGGCCGCCAUGCAGUUUAUGUUGCUUUUUAGUCGUCAGGGAAAGCUUCGACUGCAGAAGUGGUAUGUCCCACUAUCAGACAAAGAGAAGAAAAAGAUUACAAGAGAACUUGUUCAAACCGUUUUAGCACGGAAGCCUAAAAUGUGCAGCUUUCUUGAGUGGCGAGAUCUGAAGAUUGUUUACAAAAGAUACGCUAGUCUGUAUUUUUGCUGUGCUAUCGAGGAUCAGGACAAUGAGCUAAUUACCCUGGAAAUAAUUCAUCGUUAUGUGGAAUUACUUGACAAGUAUUUUGGGAGUGUGUGUGAACUUGAUAUCAUCUUUAAUUUUGAGAAGGCUUAUUUUAUUUUGGAUGAGUUUCUUUUGGGAGGGGAAGUUCAGGAAACAUCCAAGAAAAAUGUCCUUAAAGCAAUUGAGCAGGCUGAUCUACUGCAGGAGGAAGCUGAAACCCCACGUAGUGUCCUUGAAGAAAUUGGACUGACAUAACUCUCCUCCCUUGUUGAUGACUUCUUGUGGCAUUUCACACACUGUAGAUGGUCACUGCCUUCAUGUCCAUGUUAGCUAAUGGUAUAAGAUGACGUCUUGUCAGUAUUACUGUUUUGCUAAGCUGCUUCAUUCAGGCCUACACAAAAUUUUUUUUUAAAGGGAACUUUGGUUAAUCAAAUGAUAAGGGACUUAAAUACGAAUUAGAAUGAUGCAGAAAAAUAAAGGUACCAUUUCUGGAUAUUUUAAAGUUUACAGAUCUGUUUAUCUCAAUCUAAUCAUGUAUCUUAUUAGAAUGACACAAUCAGGCAAUAUACGUUCAUUAAUUACCAUCUUUGGCAAAGGAAACUUAAAUUAAAAUAUGAAACCUGGUUUUAUGAAACCAAAGACUAGUGUGUAGCAUUGCAGCAUAUAUGAGAAUAAAGGGAAUUGAUACAUACCAAAUGAAUUAAAAUUUAACUGUUUAUGUUGACUUAAAAAAAAAUUUAUGCCAUUAUUUAUUCCUUAUUGGAAACUACAUACUUAAAGGGAAUACAUAAAUGAC
Odobenus rosmarus divergens (Pacific walrus) is the source of this 1045-nucleotide messenger RNA. RefSeq names its product adaptor-related protein complex 1, sigma 2 subunit (gene AP1S2). The coding region runs from base 31 to 504 and encodes 157 amino acids. Gene Ontology annotation, cellular component: membrane coat; intracellular membrane-bounded organelle; AP-1 adaptor complex. Lineage: Eukaryota; Metazoa; Chordata; Mammalia; Carnivora; Odobenidae. Gene Ontology annotation, molecular function: clathrin-cargo adaptor activity. The transcript is spliced from 5 exons. The record is from RefSeq and is a predicted model, not a curated record. Gene Ontology annotation, biological process: intracellular protein transport; vesicle-mediated transport.